CCAUUCAGUUGAUUUCCGAUAGCGAGCGUGGGCAAAACUGACAACCUAGACCUAAAAACCGAAGCAAAAUGAGCUGCGGCACCAAGACAUUGAAGGUGUCCUCCUUCGUUUUGGACUUUCUGUGCUGUGUUUUGGCGGCACUGACCAUAGCGGCCUGUUCCUAUGCCCUGAUCACUUUCAGCCACAGCGCGGCCAUCCGAGUGCCCUGUAUUUUGGGCAUAGUCCUGGGAUCCCUGCUCUUUCUCAGCACGAUCUUUGGCUGCAUUGCCGCGUUGAGAGAGAACAUCCGCAUGACCUGGAUCUAUGCUGUGGUUAUGCUAGCCCUGAUUUUCGGACAGAUCACCGUGAUCUUCGCCCAACCCAUAAACUACGAGCUGCUGGCCAACGAGACAAUAUACGACGCCUGGCAGGGACAGCUUUAUAAUCAGAGCAGAAUGCCUUACUAUGAAAUCAAGUAUCACUGCUGUGGGCAGACAGGGCCCUCAAACUAUCCGGAUAGUGGACUGCGAGUGCCGCAGAGCUGCUACUUCAACCAGAAUGCGACGGUGGCAACGGAUCUCUAUACCGUUGGUUGUGAUCAGAAACUGGCAGCAGCCUUUAUCAAGGGAACCCGCUGGGAAAGGAUCAGUGACUGGUCUGUUGUGGGCGUGGAGACACUCACCGUUAUUAUCGCCGGCCUUUUGGCUAUAGCCUUACAGAAUGUGGAGCGUCGUCGUCGUUAUUGAUAAGAGCUAAGUCCUUACAGCAUCUGCCAACAGUAUUAAAAGCUGUACGAAUAUUCUUAGUAAAAGUGUUCCUAAAUCUGUAAA
This is a messenger RNA of Drosophila takahashii, 809 nucleotides long. It is a transcript of the gene Tsp42Eq, whose product is annotated as Tetraspanin 42Eq. The record is from RefSeq and is a predicted model, not a curated record. NCBI's taxonomy places the organism in Eukaryota, Metazoa, Arthropoda, Insecta, Diptera, Drosophilidae. Gene Ontology annotation, cellular component: plasma membrane.